This is a messenger RNA of Neoarthrinium moseri, 1908 nucleotides long. RefSeq lists its product as uncharacterized. Gene Ontology annotation, molecular function: hydrolase activity. Lineage: Eukaryota; Fungi; Ascomycota; Sordariomycetes; Amphisphaeriales; Apiosporaceae. Gene Ontology annotation, biological process: nucleotide catabolic process. The transcript has 2 exons. The coding region runs from base 1 to 1908 and encodes 635 amino acids. The record is from RefSeq and is a predicted model, not a curated record. Gene Ontology annotation, cellular component: cytosol.
AUGAUCCUCGAGUCAGCUCUCGUCGCUGCCUCCCUGGCCACCGUCGCCAACGGAGCCCAGCCUGGAGCUGCCGCCCCCGUGGCCGCGCCCAUGAGGGACCUGGACUGGGGCCAGAUCAACUUCCUGCACACGACAGACACCCACGGCUGGCAUGGAGGGCAUCUGCAAGAGCCGCAGUACUCGGCCGACUGGGGCGACUACAUCUCCUUCGCCGAGCACAUGAAGGCCAAGGCCGACGAGAAGGGCGUCGACCUGCUCCUCAUCGACACCGGCGACCGCAUAGAGGGCAACGGCCUGUACGACGCCUCGGACCCCAAGGGCAAGUACACCUACGACAUUGUCCGCGAGCAGCCCAUCGACGUCCUGUGCACCGGCAACCACGAGCUCUACAUCGAGGACUCGGUGCGCCGCGAGCACGACAUCACCGUCCCCAACUUCCGCGACGCCUACCUCGCCUCCAACCUCGACUACAUCGAGCCCCAGACCGGCAACCAGAUCCCCCAGGCCCGCCGGUACCGCAAGUUCAAGACCAAGAACCAGGGCCUGACCGUCGUCGCCUUCGGCUUCCUCUUUGACUUUGACCGCGCCGCCAACAACAGCGUCGUCCAGAAGGUCGAGGACACCAUCAAGGAGGACUGGUUCCAGAAGGCCAUCCGUGAGAAGCCCGACCUCUUCGUCGUCACUGGCCACGUCGGCCUGCGCAUGAAGGAGUUCGAGCUGCUCUUGAAGGUCAUCCGCCAGGAGAACUGGUACACCCCCAUCGCCUUCCUCGGCGGCCACGCCCACGUCCGCGAUUUCCGCAAGUUCGACGACAAGGCCUACGCCAUCGCCAGCGGCCGGUACAUGGAGACCAUCGGCUGGCUGUCCGUCGACGGCAUCAAGAAGAGAGCCAAGGACUCGGAGACGGCCAUCGCUGCGGCCGCAUCGCCUACCUUCAAGCGGCGCUACAUCGACAACAACCUGUACGGGCUGCACCACCACACGGGCCUGAACGAGACCACCUUUCCCACGGAGCAUGGGCGCAACGUGACCCAGAUGAUCGCCAAGGGCCGGAAGGAGCUGAAGCUGGACCAGGCCUACGGCUGCGCACCUCAGGAUCUGUGGAUGAACCGGGCCGAGUUCCCCAGCAACGCGAGCGUCUUCACCUGGCUGGAGGAGCAGGUGCUCCCGGCCAUCGCCACCAGGGACGACAGGGCCGACGUGCCGCGGCUGGCGAUUGCCAACACGGGCAUGAUACGCUUCGACAUCUUCAAGGGCGCCUUCACCGUCGACUCGACCUACAUCGUGUCACCCUUCAUCAGCAAGUUCAACUACAUUCAGGACGUGCCAUACUCGGCCGCCAAGAGGGUCCUAGCCAUGCUCAACGGCGGCGGGCCCGUCUUCUCGGCGUUCGAGGCCGGUUCCGCCCUCGACACGCGGUACCUCGUCAGCCCCGAGCAGUGGGCGUUUGCGGAGCGGCCCCAGGUCGCGAACGCAGCAGCAGCGGCCGAGGCCCGGACCCCGGUCCACCUCCAGGGCGACGGCCUCCAGAAGCCGCUCGGAUCCGAGGGCGACGGCUCCGGCAGCAAGAAGCCGGACCUCAUCAGGGGCUACACGACCAAGGACGACCUGGGCGACGACGGCGACGACACGGAGCACGAGCCCAUCACCUUCUACGCCGUGCCCAACUGCGUGCAGAGCGAGAUCGCGUUCCCGGCGGCCCAGCAGGACGGCCAAGGGGGAGAGGAGCCCGACAAGGUCGACCUCGUCUUUGUCGACUACGUCCAGCCCUGGGUCCUCACGGCCCUCAAGUUCAGCGGCGGCGACUACGGCACCGACGACGUCGCCGUCUACCGCAACCAGACGGUCACGGACCUGCUCGCCGCUUGGAUCACCGACCACUGGGCCGGCGACUGCGGCGCCAAGUGA